This is a messenger RNA of Cryptomeria japonica (Japanese cedar), 2012 nucleotides long. RefSeq names its product ATP phosphoribosyltransferase 2, chloroplastic. The record is from RefSeq and is a predicted model, not a curated record. The transcript is spliced from 11 exons. Bases 149 to 1381 code for a protein of 410 amino acids. Gene Ontology annotation, molecular function: magnesium ion binding; ATP phosphoribosyltransferase activity. Lineage: Eukaryota; Viridiplantae; Streptophyta; Pinopsida; Cupressales; Cupressaceae. Gene Ontology annotation, biological process: L-histidine biosynthetic process. Gene Ontology annotation, cellular component: cytoplasm.
CAUGGUGGCAGCCAAAAUCACAAACAAGUUCAGUCAAACUAUCCAAACGCCGAAAAGAGUAAAACCUGGGUAAAGUGGAAAACCACAGAGCAAUUGCCUAAAAUACUUCGCAAAAAUCUGGAGAAUCCCUCGACAUUUAAUAAUUACAAUGUCUCUCCACCACUCUCCUCGGCAGUCUCAACUACUCUCUUCCAUCUGCAUUUAUUCAAAUUUACCGUCCCUAAGCUCAGGGAAGAAAUCUUGCUCAACAUCAUACAAGGUAUCGAGAGGUCCGAGGUUCGAAUCCCUGAGAUGUCAAUCUACGGCUGUUUCAGGGGACGUUUCCAUUCAGGCGGAAAAGGGAUUCGUGGACCGGAACGUGGUGCAACGCAGUGUGGUUCGCCUCGGUUUGCCAAGCAAGGGUCGCAUGGCCACCGAUACACUUGAUCUGCUCAAGGAUUGUCAACUUGCAGUACGGCAGGUUAAUCCUCGACAAUAUGUAGCAGAUAUUCCUGGGCUUCCAAACUUAGAAGUGUGGUUCCAGCGACCAAAGGACAUUGUUCGAAAGCUCCUCUCGGGGGACCUAGACCUUGGUAUUGUUGGUUAUGAUACUGUCUGUGAAUUUGGACAGGGUGACGAAGACUUGAUCCUUGUGCAUGAUGCUCUCAACUAUGGGGAGUGUCACUUGUCCAUCGCAAUUCCAAAGUAUGGAAUUUUUGAGAACAUCUCAUCUAUGGAUGAACUAGGAGCCAUGCCUCAGUGGACUGCUGAUAGGCCUUUACGCAUUGCAACAGGAUUCACUUAUCUAGGUCCAAAAUUUGCAAAGGAGAAGGGUUUAAAGUAUGUCAAAUUCUCCACAGCUGAUGGAGCACUGGAAGCUGCUCCUGCGAUGGGUAUUGCAGAUGCAAUUUUGGACCUUGUGAGCAGUGGAACGACUUUGCGUGAGAACAAUUUGAAGGAAAUAAAGGGUGGAAUUGUUGUAGAAAGUCAGGCUGUAUUUGUUGCAAGUAAGAAAGCCUUACUUCAGGGCAAAGAUGUGCUAGAGACUACGCAUGAAAUGCUGGAAAGGUUGGAAGCACAUUUGAGAGCAGACAGUCAAUUUACGGUCGUUGCGAACAUGCGAGGGAAGUCUGCAGAAGAAGUGGCAGAACGUAUACUCAGGAAAACUGAUUUUCCUGGUUUACAGGGACCAACUAUAAGUCCUGUCUUCUGCAAGAGAGAUGGAAAAGUUCAGCCUGAUUAUUAUGCGAUAGUUAUAUGUGUACCCAAAAAACGACUUUAUGAAUGUGUUUGCCAGCUGAGAGAGAUAGGAGGAAGUGGGGUACUUGUUUCUCCGUUAACAUACAUCUUUGAUGAAGAACCACCGAGAUGGCGUAAGCUACUGAAUCAAUUAAACAUUUAACUUUUGUCAUGCAUCCGCUGGUUUUCUUCAGCACCAGUUUAAUAGUGGGAUAUGAAGGAAAAUACUCAGUCUUUGCCAUUUGCUUUGCGAUUUUGAAUUUUCUCCUGUUGUAUAGAUUUUGACAAUGUAAGCUACCUGAGACAAAAAAGCUCAACAAUCUAUAAAUGUACCGUUCUAUACUGGGCUCAUUAUUUUGAGAGGUCCAAGUUCCAGUGUCUCCUCGUUGAUGGUAGAAAUUAGAGCUAAUGAACUGAAGUUCUCCUCUGCAGAACUCUGUACUCGUCAUUAAUUAGCUUUAUGCAGACAGAGUGCUUUUUGUGUUGUUCCUAAUAUGAGUCUAGCGUGCUUCCUCUUAAUCAAUCAAGAUUUUCAGGAAUAUUUUGCCCAGUCUGCCAACAGUGGCAGAAUUUAGAAGCUUCAUUCUGUCCUCAUCAUAUUCGGUUCCAAUCAGUACCUAUUUCUUGUUUCUAUCAUGAUUAAUGACUUAUUGUAUCAUUAAAAUAUGCAACAAAAGGAAAUUUGGUACAUUUGAUGAUUAGACUCCUGAAAAAUGUAACAUAUUAGAUUUUAAAGAUUUAUCGGUUGAGGGAUUCAAUAGAUUAUUAAAUUGUAACCUUGUGUUAUUUUGACA